ACGCCGAGCCGAGGCGGGCCCGCGCACCGGCCGGGCGCCCACCAUGCGGCGGCUGCGGCGUCUGGCGCACCUGGUGCUCUUCUGCCCCUUCUCCAAGGGCCUGCAGGGCCGGCUCCCAGGCUUCAGGGUCAAGUACGUCUUCCUUGUCUGGCUGGGCGUCUUUGCGGGCAGCUGGUUGGUGUACGUGCACUACUCAUCCUACGUGGAGCUCUGCCGCGGGCACGUCUGCCAGGUGGUCAUCUGUGACCAGUACCGCAAGGGCAUCAUCUCGGGCUCCAUCUGCCAGGACCUGUGCAACCUGCACAGGGUGGAGUGGAGGACCUGCCUCUCCUCCGUCCCCGGCCAGCAGGAUCCCUGUGGCCCCGUCCAGGUGUACAGCGGGCUCUGGCAGGGCAAGGAGGUGACCAUCAAGUGUGGCAUUGAGGAGAGCCUGAACUCCAAGGCCGGGUCGGAGGUGGCCCCCCAGCGGGAGCUGGUGCUGUUUGACAAGCCCACGCGGGGCACCUCGAUUAAGGAGUUCCGGGAGAUGACCCUUGGCUUUCUCAAGGCGAACCUGGGUGACCUGCCCUCGCUGCCAGCCCUGGUGGGGCAGGUCCUGCUCAUGGCAGACUUCAACCAGGACAGCAGGGUGUCGCUGGCCGAGGCCAAGUCGGUGUGGGCCCUGCUGCAGAGGAACGAGUUUCUGCUGCUGCUGUCACUGCAGGAGAAGGAGCACGCCUCCAGGCUGCUGGGCUACUGCGGGGACCUCUACGUCACCGAGGGCAUCCCGCACGGCUCCUGGCACAGCGCCGCGCUCCCGCCCCUGCUGCGCCCGCUGCUGCCGCCUGCCCUGCUCGGCGCCCUGCAGCAGUGGCUGGGGCCCGCGUGGCCGUGGCGGGCCAGGAUCGCCAUCGGCCUGCUGGAGUUCGUGGAGGAACUCUUCCACAGCUCCUACGGGACCUUCUACAUGUGCGAGACCACGCUGGCCAACGUGGGCUACACGGCCAAGUACGACUUCAAGAUGGCUGACCUGCAGCAGGUGGCGCCCGAGGCCGCCGUGCGCCGCUUCCUGCAGGGCCGCCACUGCGAGCACAGCUCGGACUGCACCUACGGGCACGACUGCAGGGCGCCCUGCGACCAGCUCAUGCGGCAGUGCAAGGGCGACCUCCUGCAGCCCAACCUCGCCAAGGUGUGCGAGCUGCUGCGGGACUACCUGCUGCCCGGCGCUCCCGCCGACCUGCGCGAGGAGCUGGGCAGGCAGCUGCGCACCUGCACCACGCUGAGCGGGCUGGCCAGCCAGGUGGAGGCGCACCACUCGCUGGUGCUGAGCCACCUCAAGACCCUGCUCUGGAAGAAGAUCUCCCACACCAAGUACUCCUGAGGGGCGGCCCCCCCGCCCCCCC
Messenger RNA from Ceratotherium simum simum (southern white rhinoceros), 1382 nucleotides. NCBI's taxonomy places the organism in Eukaryota, Metazoa, Chordata, Mammalia, Perissodactyla, Rhinocerotidae. The record is from RefSeq and is a predicted model, not a curated record.